This is a messenger RNA of Wasmannia auropunctata (little fire ant), 1672 nucleotides long. RefSeq names its product ubiquitin-conjugating enzyme E2 J1-like. The coding region runs from base 402 to 1202 and encodes 266 amino acids. NCBI's taxonomy places the organism in Eukaryota, Metazoa, Arthropoda, Insecta, Hymenoptera, Formicidae. The transcript is spliced from 5 exons. The record is from RefSeq and is a predicted model, not a curated record.
CGACGCGAGCGCGAAGCGCGGCGAGGUUCACCACGUCACGUCACGUCUCGCCUCGGCACUCGCGGAAGUCACGGUGAGCGCGAACGCGAUCGGUCCACGUCGAGAAUCCGCUUCGACGAGGCCGAAAAUCGCCCCCCUGGGGAAGAUCGGCGUGCGUGCGCGCCGACGACCGAAUAUGUGAGCGUUAUCUGGUCAGAAGUCAGUGCGUCGUCGUCGGUCAUCGGUGGGAUCGGUAGAGAGAGAAAGAGAGAAAGAGAGAGAGAGAGAGAGAUUCGCGUGUGCCAUCGUCGUUCCUAGACUAGAACGGCGCCGUAUUCCCUCGUGUGUGCGCGCUCCUCGGCUCUUCGAUCUACGGCCUCGGCGAGGGGAGAGAAAGGUGCCCCCGGGGGGAGUCGCCGAAGAUGUCAUUCGAGGGGAAGUACAACGCCAAGAGCCCGGCGGUGAAGAGGUUAAUGAGGGAGGCGCAAGAGCUGCACGAAGCCACCGAGGAGUACUACGCGUCUCCUCUGGAGGACAAUCUGUUCGAGUGGCAUUUCACGGUGCAGGGACCGCCGUCGACGGACUUCGAGGGUGGUGUUUACCAUGGGAGAAUCUUGCUGCCGCCGGAGUACCCCAUGAAGCCGCCAAAUAUCAUCCUGUUGACACCAAACGGACGUUUUGAAAUAAACAAGAAGAUAUGCCUGAGUAUCUCUGGUCAUCAUCCCGAAACGUGGCAGCCGUCGUGGAGUAUCAGAACGGCAUUGCUGGCUCUGAUAGCCUUUAUGCCUACACCCGGAAGCGGCACGAUCGGAGCAUUGGAUUACAGCACUGAGGAACGACAGAAGCUCGCUAAAAAAUCGCUGAACUGGCAGUGUGAUACGUGCGGCAAAGUUGUAAACUUGUUGUCGAAGAACUCGGUCAAGAAACCCAUCACUGAGGAGGAGCAAACCAUGCUAAAAACAAUCGCUCUUAAAGCCGAUGACUCACCUACGUCAGACGUGUUAUUUACGGAUAAUACGGGAAAUAACGUGUCCGAGAACGAGAUACGGCACCGUAACGUCGAAACGAUCCCGGCAGAAAAUGCAGAACGUCAACAGCCUGAAAUUAUCUUGAAUCGCGUGGAGACAAUGUCCUCUUCGAACGAUUUAUUUUGGAGUAUUCUCAUCGCUUCUUUAGUAUCCGCAAUUAUUUUGUUAAUCCUACGACGAUUAUUUCUUGUUUAACUUAUUAGGCUCUUCGCGAAAUACAGGAAUACACGUCAUGAAAACAGUAAAUUUUAUACGCGUUACAGUUGUAUUCAUAUUAUCAUGUGAAUAUCGCGAACCAUCUGAUUUUUUUCCACGAAAAUAUAUGUAAUACAUGACGAAAGUAUAUGCAUUAGUAUAUAUUAGUACAUAUCCAUAUUGUUCGUAUAAACAACAUUCGUCUUAUACAUCCCGGAUAUUUUCAUUUCGUUGCAAAAAAAUAAGUUAAAUAAAUUUCCAAUUUGAUUGUUAAUUUACACGUACUAGUCGCUUGUGCUUUCGUUUGAAGAUAUAGUAUUGAAAAUAAAUCACUUGUCCAACGUUUUUAUAUACAUUUUAUUUUAGUAUAUUAAAUGACAUUGGUAUUAAAAUUGUAUGUAGACUUUAUCGUUUCUUAGGUAUAAUUAAUAAAUUUUGUUUAUUUUGAUAAUAAUUAUUAUUUUCAAAUA